AUGUAUCAACCUCAAUAUGGCGUGCCACAACAAGGCAUGCAGCCAGUCGCCUACAACAUGAACGGCAUUCAAGCUGCCGCCAUGGCUGCCACUGCCGCCGCAUCUGGCUCAAAUUACCCCUACAUGCACUCCGACCCCAGCAUGCCUCACACUUCUCCUCGAAUGGGAGGCAAAAAGGAUGGCCGUCCCUCUCCUCGAAUGAAUAAUCAAAUACCGCGCCGAGUCAGCCAGUCUGGAGUCCCCAAUCCGCAAGCCAUGAUGGGCCGGCCCGGUGUCCCUCAGGCGCAAAUGACCAUGGCUCAUCCGCAGUCCCCCGAAAUGCCUGCCAGUGGCGUCGAAGAGUCGCCGCUCUACGUCAAUGCGAAGCAAUUUCACCGAAUUCUGAAACGUCGCGUCGCGCGCCAAAGACUCGAGGAACAGCUGCGACUAACUUCCAAGGGAAGACGACCCUACCUCCACGAGUCACGCCACAACCACGCUAUGCGGAGACCUCGUGGACCCGGUGGUCGCUUCCUGACGACAGAAGAGGUUGCUGCCCUCGAAAAGGAUGGAAAAGGUCCAGAGGAUAGCCCUGAAGAAGCCGAAGGGGAUGCGGAUGAGGCCAAAGAACCUAGUGGUGCAGGCGCUGGUGCUAAGCGCAAGUCAGAAUCCGCACCGGAUGGGCAAAGCAAGAAGCCUCGAAAAAAUGAUGCUGCAGGGGAGGAGAGUGCUAGAGGCGCAGCAGAAAGCAGCCGAUGA
Messenger RNA from Beauveria bassiana ARSEF 2860, 738 nucleotides. RefSeq names its product CCAAT-binding complex subunit HAP2. Lineage: Eukaryota; Fungi; Ascomycota; Sordariomycetes; Hypocreales; Cordycipitaceae. Gene Ontology annotation, molecular function: DNA-binding transcription factor activity, RNA polymerase II-specific; RNA polymerase II cis-regulatory region sequence-specific DNA binding. Bases 1 to 738 code for a protein of 245 amino acids. Gene Ontology annotation, cellular component: CCAAT-binding factor complex. Gene Ontology annotation, biological process: regulation of transcription by RNA polymerase II. The transcript has a single exon. The record is from RefSeq and is a predicted model, not a curated record.